AUGGGCGUGGACAGCGAGAGGUCGUGGGGUGCCGUCCUUGCAUUCUGCGAGGACAUAAUCACCCAGAAGGAGGCCGCGGAGAGAGAAAUGUCCUUCAAAGUUUGCCCUUUCGUCUCCGGCAACAGCAGACAAAAACCGACGGCUACAGAUAAAAUCGCAGCAAAGACUAAACAAGGCACCCACUGUGGCCUCAAAGUAGCUAUGAAUGGAGCAACCAUAGCACCCAACUUAGCACCAAUGGAUGUUGCUCCAAAAGCCAUGUUCCGCAUAGGUGUCGGAAACAGUUCGGACACG
This is a messenger RNA of Iphiclides podalirius (scarce swallowtail), 294 nucleotides long. NCBI's taxonomy places the organism in Eukaryota, Metazoa, Arthropoda, Insecta, Lepidoptera, Papilionidae. The record is from the annotation of a GenBank genome assembly.